GCUCUCCUUCUCAUUCUCCAUGCCUUUCCCCCUCUCUCUCUCUCUCUCAUAACAAGUCUCCCCCUCUCUCUCUACUCGUGAGUUUUCAGAGAUGGAGGGCAAACGGAGUGUUCUCCCUGCUUCUUUGCUGGUCUUGCUGCUGCUGGUUGCGGCCUCUGCUGUGGUGGUUGAUGCAAGGACCUGUCAGUCACUGAGCCACCAUUUCAAAGGGCGUUGUGUGCUUCACAACAACUGUGGCUACGUUUGCAGGACUGAGGGCUUCAUUGGAGGCAAAUGCAGAGGCUUCCGUGGAAGAUGCUUUUGUCUCAAGCCCUGUUAGAUUUUCUCUUACAAAUAAAAAGCCUCCACUCAAAACCCUUCUCUCUCUCUCUCUCUCGUUAUCACUUGUGGGUUCUUUUUUAUUUGUUUGGUUUCCUUUUCACCUGGUUUGUAGUUUUGAACUCUGUUUUGUUAUGGGUUUUGGUCACAAGGAGUAGAGCUUCUUUGUUAUCCUUAGAUGAAUGGAAGUGCUUAUGAUUCUCUGUUAC
Molecule: messenger RNA, 527 nt
Organism: Amborella trichopoda
Lineage: Eukaryota; Viridiplantae; Streptophyta; Magnoliopsida; Amborellales; Amborellaceae
Product: defensin Ec-AMP-D1
Biological process (GO): defense response
Source: RefSeq, a predicted model, not a curated record